AUGUCUUCAAGUCUCCUUGCUACGACGACGUCGACGGUGGCGGUGCCUACUCCUACGCUGACCCCAGUCCCUGAGGAGGAAGAAUACUACUCAUCAUGGUCGCUCUUCCUUGUCUGUGGCCUCCUUAUUAUGUCGCUAUGGACAUCAUACUACCUGCAGAUCAAGCGAAUACGAGCCAUACACGAGACUCUUGUCGCUAUCAUAGGCGGAAUGUUCGUCGGGUUAGUGGUCCGACUGGCUCCUGGGACUAUGAUACGAGAGAUGCUAACGUUUAAACAUACAUUAUUCUUCAAUCUACUGCUCCCGCCGAUCAUCCUCAACUCAGGCUAUGAGCUCAAGCAGGAGAAUUUCUUCCGCAAUUUUGGCUCUAUCCUUACCUUCGCAUUCCUCGGAACGUUCAUAUCUGCCGUCGGCGUAGGGGUGUUGGUAUACAUCUAUUCCUUCCUCGGUUUGGAGUCUCUGGAGGUGACUCUCAUAGAAUGCCUCAUCUUUGGAUCUACGCUAUCCGCCACAGACCCUGUCACGAUCUUGGCCAUAUUCAAUCAGUACAAAGUUGACCCCAAGCUGUACACAGUCAUCUUUGGUGAAAGUUUGUUAAACGAUGCGGUCAGUAUCGUUAUGUAUGAAACGCUCACGCAAUUCCACGGCACGGAGAUCUACGUUUCAUCGCUAUUCCACGGAACUGGGAUCUUCCUGCUGUCUUUCAGCGUAUCGAUGGCCCUUGGCGUCGUUUUUGGGCUCGCCAUGUCGCUCAUCCUGAAGCACUCUUCGCUGGCGCUCUACCCUUCCAUCGAGACAUGUUUGGUCGCUCUAUCCGCCUACACGUGCUACUUCUUCUCUAACGGUCUGUCGAUGUCCGGCAUCGUCUCUCUGCUCUUCUGCGGCAUCACGCUUAAGCAUUAUGCAUACCACACCAUGUCACGGCGCACGCAGCGUGCAACGAAGUACAUCUUCUCGACACUUGCGCAGUUGUCGGAGAAUUUCAUCUUCAUCUACCUCGGCUUGUCACUCUUCACCAGCCCGCCUUCUUCUGAAAAGGUCACGAGCUAUUUCAAGCCGCUCUUCAUCACAAUCACUACAGUAGCGGUGGUGUUCACUCGCUAUGCUGCUGUCUUCCCUCUGUCCGAGGCGAUCAACUUCUUCCACAGACACGCACGAGGCCAGCGCCAGGAAGAGCUGCCACACUCGUAUCAGAUGAUGCUCUUCUGGGCAGGCUUACGCGGGGCCGUCGGCGUAGCGCUCGCGGCCGGAUUCAAGGGCGACAGUGCGCAGACGCUGCGGACCACUGUGCUCGUGGUGGUGGUGUUGACUGUCGUCGUGUUCGGUGGUACUACGGCGAGGAUGCUCGAAGUGUUAGGAAUCCGUACUGGAGUGGAGGAUGAGACAGCCACUAGUGAUGACGACGAGGAAAUUCCCAUCGGCAGGCCAGGCUGGUAUAACAGGCGGAGCACGCGUUGGAAUGCGUUGCUCGAAGACGAGGGCGGUGUGUUUGCAUCACAACAGGCUGCAGGAUAUCCCCGCAGUGCACCUGGCAGAAUGACGUACGAAGACAGCCCGCGGAUGUACAACCAUCAGCUGCAGAAUGUGCCGCUGAUGAACAGCGCCCAUCCGAUGUUUUCCGCGGCAUCGACCGACUCGUUCGAUUCUGACGGCGAGGUGCUGCCUCUGGCUACGGCGCCCGUCAACGGGUCCGCCUCGCCGGGUGGCCGUCGGAAGUCGCGAGAUAACCUCGCUGGCCCGUCGACAGAGGGAACGGAAGAAGGCAAAUGGUUCCAGCAACUGGACGAGCGAUACCUGCUGCCGCUCUUCUCAAACGCCACUGCAAGUCGGACGUUCCAUGCGCGGAAAGCACGGCGGGCGUCGGGGGUGGGCACCGCCAGCGGGAGCCGGAUCGGCAGCCCUGCUGGCUCGGAUGAUGAGGGAGACGACGGGACCGAGGUCGAUCUCACCACAGCCGCCACCCGUGCUGCGAACGUGAAUCAUGAUGAGGCGCGGGCGCUGACACCGGGCGUGAUGGACCAGAGUCGGACAGAGCGGGGGCUCGCGAGCCCAAUGCUGCGGCGGGAUAGCGAAGGGCAGAAUCGCGACCGCGCAUCAUUAUGA
Messenger RNA from Laetiporus sulphureus 93-53, 2103 nucleotides. RefSeq names its product sodium/hydrogen exchanger. NCBI's taxonomy places the organism in Eukaryota, Fungi, Basidiomycota, Agaricomycetes, Polyporales, Laetiporaceae. Gene Ontology annotation, cellular component: late endosome; fungal-type vacuole membrane; early endosome. The record is from RefSeq and is a predicted model, not a curated record. Gene Ontology annotation, biological process: sodium ion transport; proton transmembrane transport; vacuolar acidification. Gene Ontology annotation, molecular function: sodium:proton antiporter activity. Bases 1 to 2103 code for a protein of 700 amino acids. The transcript has 5 exons.